AUGUUGGUAACAAUACUGUGUAGAUUUACAUUGGGAACGGGAAUAGGACAUUCAAAUCCCAACAGAUGUUUUCCACAUCCUACUAUCUAUCCUCGGUUUCCACCGAUGAUUUCAAUCAAGAUAAUAAAAUCGCAUACAAUUAGUGUCCUUAUUGGAAAUGGGAAUGGCACAUUUAAAACUCAACAACUAUAUGCGACCUGUUAUGUACCACAACAAUUGAUUACACAAGAUUUUAACAGGGAUAAUAAAUUAGAUUUAAUUACAACCAGUUUUUCGACAAAUACGAUCUGUCUCCAUCUCGGAUACGGGACAUUUAUGACGACGCCACAAUCGUUUCCGAGCGGUGGAUCAUUGCCAAUUUCACUGGCAGCUGCAGAAUUCAAUCAGGAUGGUCAGUUAGAUGUGGCUGUGGCAAAUUAUGGAAAUAAUACAAUUAGUGUUCUAUUCGGAUAUGGGAAUGGAUCAUUUCAAACACCACCUACUGUCUAUUCGACAGGAUCAGGGCCACGUUUCAUUGUCACUGGAGAUUUUAAUGGAGACACUAGAAAUGAUCUGGCCGUUAUUAAUACUGUCAGUAGCACAAUCGGUGUUUUCAUCGGAAAUAUUGGUGGUACAUUUCAACCACAACGUGUCUAUACAACCGGAGGCACUGAUCCAAUACAAUUAAUUGUCGUUGAUGUUAAUCAGGAUAAUGUUCAAGAUCUGAUAACAGCAAACAACGGUGGUUCAUCAGUAAGUAUAUUUCAGGGUGUGGGUGAUGGUACAUUUUUAACCUGUGAAAACUAUCUAACAGGAUCACCACCGAGUACCAACGAUGUUUUCAAUGGUGAGUCACAUUGUGACUGUGGCACAAGAUUUAGUUGUCAUUAA
Messenger RNA from Didymodactylos carnosus, 870 nucleotides. The record is from the annotation of a GenBank genome assembly. Lineage: Eukaryota; Metazoa; Rotifera; Eurotatoria; Philodinida; Philodinidae.